Messenger RNA from Mugil cephalus (flathead mullet), 2109 nucleotides. RefSeq lists its product as uncharacterized. The coding region runs from base 218 to 994 and encodes 258 amino acids. NCBI's taxonomy places the organism in Eukaryota, Metazoa, Chordata, Actinopteri, Mugiliformes, Mugilidae. The transcript has 3 exons. The record is from RefSeq and is a predicted model, not a curated record.
CGUGCGUUCGGGGAGUGAGUCGAGCUCCCAGCUCUCAGUCAUUCACUCAGCUCUCAGUCAUUCAACAGGAAGGAGUUGCUCAGCGCUGCACACGCAAACACACACACACAGACACACACACACAGAGACGCAGAGACUACAGCAAGACACCAGGCAACAGUAAAAGAAGCGAGAGCGCGACAGAGGACGCCAGACGUUCGAAGGCAGCGACGAGAAGAUGACCAUCGGCAAGAGGCAGAGCUCCGUCCGAAGCUCCAUCCGGGCCCCGAAGUUUCUGGACAAAUCCAGCGGCUUCUACGGUCGCCUGGAUGAGCCCGAGGUGGCACAGGAAGUGGAGGAGAACGGGAUGUGCGACACGAGCAGCCCGUCUUUGAGCAGCAAUUCUGGGGCUGAGGAGAGAGAAGAGGUCGAGGUGUUUGACUUCAACGAGGGCCUGAUGGAGGACGACGGCGAGACUCUCCUGCACAGGAAGUCCAGCCGCCGCAGCAGCCGGUGGAGGAGAAGCUCCAGGAGGAAGCAGAAGGAGGGGAGGGCCGAGGAGGAGCAGGCCAGGGAAGAGAGGCCGAGUCUGGGCACGGAGAGUCCCGUCGAGGACCCCGUCCCGGAGGACGGCUUUGUGAAGAUGGAGGAGGAGGAGGAGGAGGAGGAAAGUGAGAAGACGGGCACGGCGAAGGAGCCGGCGCUCGUCCACUUCCCGGUCCGGGAGGACGGGGACGACCAGGUCCUGAUCAGAGACAAGAAGAGAGGACGAGAGGAGGAAGGAGAGGAGGAGAGGAAGAUGAAGAAGGAGCAAGAGCAGGGGAUGAAGAUGGUGAAGAGGAAGACGGUGAAGACUUAUCGCAAGGCCCUGGACCGAGCCUUUCGCCGCGGCUGGGAGGCCUUCAUCACCAACCUCUACAGCGUCACGCUCGCGCCCGACGCCUCGUCCUCGCCACCGUCCUCCUCGCCCUCCACCAAGAGGAAGCACAACUCGGUGCUGGCUGAGUUUCAGUAGAGCUGGGCGACGACGACGAGAGCCCCGUUCAAUGUCGAAUUUGACUAAAUCAGGUUUACGCAGUGUUUUUCUCUUUUCUACGUAGAAAUGGACGAUAAUCCCGCCUCGAGGCCCGGGCUUCCACGUGUCCGGUCUGAGAAAGUUACAGAGUCUUAAUUACUCAUUGCAAUGUUUACUGACUCGUCGCGUCACCGUGCACGUUAAUUAAUUUGCUCACGCAGGUGUUUUCCCUUCACGAGCUGUUGAUUUGACACCGAAAGUCUCUGAGGCUUGAAUGGAAACAUCCCGGUUCAGCUUCUUCUGCGUCGCUAAUUUCAGUUUUUUUAAGUCGGAGGUGAAAGAACUUAGCGGCUCCUUACAUCUGUUCCACUGUUUCCUUUGGCUCCACAUUAUGAAACCACCGUGUUGAUGUGUGACCGAAAAGGAGCAGAAACCUUCCAGUGUGUCACGGUGACCGAUGAGUGGACUUUUGUUCCGGAGACAUUCCUGUUUCUGCGUGAUCAUCGGAGCAGCUAAUCAGUAAAUCAGUCGGGGGUUAAUGAGAGCAGGACACGCACGGUCCUGCCCGGGCCUGGUCAGGGACACAUUUUUUUUGUAUGAUACUAUUUAAGGAGACGUUUUAACCAUUUCUAAACUGCGUGUGCACAGAACUUCUUUAACUUUUGAGUUGUGGGACAGCUCGUUAGUGUCUUCCUCAUGAGAGGUGCGUGUUCGUCCUGGUGAAGGUUGUUAAACCUGACGGGACGGGACACAAGAGUGUGUGCGCGGGUGUUUAUUUGAGAACUUAAACAGAAAAAGUUUUUAUUGUACGAUUGCAGAUGAAUGUAAUGUUUUUUUUUGUUGUUGUUUUUGUAUGUGAAUAGUGCCAAAUCCUAAAUAUAAUAUAAAUAUAAUAAGUAAUUAUUGAUUUUUGUAGUUUAAGAUAAGUUUAAAAUAAAAUGUUUGAAACAAGUCUGCUGUAAUUUUUAAUUUUUUUUUAAUAUUACCUCAUGUGUGCUGAACCGUUGACUGAAUAAACCAGAGAAUAAAUACUUUUGUAUCUUAAUUAAACCUUUUUCUAGUGAUGAACCAUAAAAAACAUGCACUUUUCUUGUUAAACAAAGAGUAAUAUUGUA